Messenger RNA from Orycteropus afer afer, 1047 nucleotides. NCBI's taxonomy places the organism in Eukaryota, Metazoa, Chordata, Mammalia, Tubulidentata, Orycteropodidae. The record is from RefSeq and is a predicted model, not a curated record.
GGGCUUCGAAGUUCCGUGGACUCAGACGCAGCUAUUCUCCCUUCGCUUGGUGUCUCGCCGCAGCCUCCGGCGGAGACGGACCCCUACUUGUUCUGUCAGAAAAAUGUCUGAUCCCGCUCAGCCACCCACCCAGGGGGAAGAAGGGGCAGCUCCAGGUGGGGCUGCCCCUGGCCCUUCUCCUAACACGACCAGUAACAGACGACUACAGCAAACCCAGGCACAAGUGGAGGAGGUUGUGGACAUCAUACGUGUGAAUGUGGACAAGGUCCUGGAGAGGGACCAGAAGCUGUUGGAGCUGGAUGACCGAGCUGAUGCCUUGCAGGCUGGAGCGUCACAAUUUGAGAGCAGUGCUGCCAAGCUAAAGAGGAAGUAUUGGUGGAAAAACUGCAAGAUGAUGAUCAUGCUGGGAGCCAUCUGUGCCAUCAUCGUGGUAGUUAUUGUAAGGCAGGACUGAAGAGCUAGAAGAAAGCAGUCACUGUGCCCUCCCAGCAGCCCCCUUGAAGGUCUCCACUCUCCUCCUGGGCUCCUCCUUGCCUAAUGCAGGGGGUCACCGCUGGAGAAGAACCACCACUGUCCUCGAUGUGUCCCAAGCCUGGAGCAAAUCCACCCUCUUGGCCCACUCAGUCCUGUUAUAAGAAUUAUUUCCUGGUGUCUGUCCCUCUAAGGCUUGCAAGAAAGAAAGAGUUGGCUUUGUUCUUUUGGGGAUAUUAGCCCUUCUACUUUCUUUCUCACCUCACCCUGUGCCCUCUUUGUGUCUUUGCUCUCCCCCUUCCCUCCCACCACCCAUGUGCAUGAGCAAAUAUGCAACUAAACCCUGGGACUUUGCAGUCAAAUGGAGCUGAGUGUCCCACAUCCCCUUUUUCUUCGGUUUGCCACGUGCCGAUGUGCGGUUUCCACUGUGUGUCUGUCAUCACCUCUUGUCUUUUUUCCUAACCUUGAUCUCAUACUUGUAUACAGUAAUAACAGUUGUGCUUCCACCAAAGGCAUGUGGCAUAUUUACCAAUUCCAUGUAUUCUGAAUGAAGGCAAAAAAUACAAAUUCCUACCA